Molecule: messenger RNA, 2954 nt
Organism: Rhodamnia argentea
Lineage: Eukaryota; Viridiplantae; Streptophyta; Magnoliopsida; Myrtales; Myrtaceae
Product: subtilisin-like protease SBT2.4
Exons: 9
Coding region: 54-2711 (885 amino acids)
Biological process (GO): proteolysis
Molecular function (GO): serine-type endopeptidase activity
Source: RefSeq, a predicted model, not a curated record
AGCUUGUGACUAAGCAUUUAGUUUCCUACCUUAUAAUUUCUCUCCAUAUAUGCAUGGGUUCGUGUGUCCGUUUUUGCAAUAAUCAGUACCACCAUUGUCACAAGCCUCACAAUUCUCCUCUUUCCGCAAAACUAUCAAACAUGACUCUUCUGGGGUUCAAUCCUGCUACCCGGAUAGAUGUCGCGCUUCUCGCUCUUGCGAUUUUGGGGACUUGCUUCGCGGAAAAGCGAGAGAUUUACUUAGCUCUGAUGGAAGGAGACCCUGUUGCCUUCGCCGGCGUUUCUUCCUCGCAUGAGCACGGGUUUAGCCGGCAGAAUUUGAAUAGGGAAGCGUCGAGGGCUCACGCAAAGCGCCUAGUGGAUUCUCAUGACCAGCUUCUGCAAAGCGUUUUGGAGACUGGAAGCUACAAGAAGCUGUACAGCUUCAAUCAUGUCAUCAAUGGCUUCUCCGUCCACAUCACAGAAUCUCAGGCCAAGAGGCUCAAAGAAACUCCAGGAGUGAGGCUCGUGGAGAGAGACCGAGGAGCCAAGCUGAUGACCACCUACACCCCUCAAUUCCUGGGGUUGCGCCAAGGAGUCUGGAGGCAGCAAGGUGGGCCGAGGGACGCCGGCGAGGGCAUCGUCCUCGGCUUCGUUGACACCGGGAUCAACCCGGCGCACCCGAGCUUCGCGAACGUCGGUCUCCCGCCCUUGAAUGGCACUUCUCGAUUCUCUGGCGGCGCGUGCGAGACGGGUCCGCUGUUCCCUGCGAUCUCGUGUAACGGGAAGAUAAUCUCCGCAAGGUUCUUCUCCGCCGGGGCUCAAGCCGCCGCUGCUCUCAACCCUUUGGUGGAUAUUCUGUCACCUUUUGAUGCUGUUGGGCAUGGAAGCCACGUGGCGUCAAUAGCGGCCGGAAAUCCAGAUGUGGCGGUCGUCGCUAAUGGAUUGUACGGAUGGGCCAGCGGGGUGGCGCCUGGGGCAAGAAUAGCUGUCUAUAAAGUCGUAUACCCGACCGUGGGAACGUUGACGGACGUAGUUGCAGCAAUCGACCAAGCGGUGCAUGAUGGAGUGGAUGCACUGGCGCUGUCGGUAGGGCCAGAUGAAGCGCCGGAGGACACACCCACGUUGCUGAGCGUGUUCGACAUGGCGAUGUUGUCCGCGAGAAGAGCAGGCGUGUUCGUGGCACAGGCAGUGGGCAACAAGGGGCCUUCCCCCUCCACCGUGCUGUCCUACAGCCCCUGGGCCGUGGGCGUCGCCGCCGCCUCCACUGACCGGACUUACCCUGCCUCUCUCCUCCUCGGCAGCGGCCAAAGAAUCGCAGGGGUCGGCUUGUCAGGACCAACUCUAGGAAACGGCAUGGUUCAUUACAAGCUUGUAUUAGCCAAGGAUGCGAUCUUCCCCUAUGGGGCUUUCCCCAGAACGCCGCCGUACACGGAGGAGUGUCAAUACCCACAAGCCUUGGACCCUGCUCUAGUGCUGGGCAGCAUAGUCAUCUGCACUUUCUCUGCUGGCUUCUUCAACCAGACCUCCUCCCUCACCGCGAUCCUCAACACUGCAAGAUCUCGCGGAUUUGCGGGUUUCGUCCUUGUCGCGAACCCGGCGUACGGCGACUUCAUUGCUGAACCGAUUCCCUUUUAUGUUCCUGGGAUAAUGAUCCCGAGAGUCGCCGAUGCACAGGUCAUAUUAUUGUCUAUCUCUUCGCUUUACAUUCGGUUCUUUUUGCUGACGAAACUGCCGAAUGCUUUUGUGCAGAUCCUGUCACAGUACUAUGAGCAAGAGACAGGAAGAGAUCAAGGAGGAGCGUCGACCAGGUUUGGCGCGAGAGCCGCCAUUGGGGAAGGAAGAGUGGCUUCAUUUGGUGGGAGGGCACCUACUGUGAGCAGAUUCUCUUCCAGAGGACCAGAUUAUAUUGAUGUCGACAGGACUCCCGUUGAUGUGUUGAAGCCGGAUAUUCUCGCCCCUGGACACCAAGUGUGGGCGGCAUGGAGCCCGAUGAGCGCCUCGGAACCUAUUCUCGUCGGACAGAGUUUCGCAUUGCUGUCAGGGACGAGCAUGGCGACGCCCCAUGUCAUCGGAGCAGCAGCACUCAUCAAGCAAAUCAAUCCAUCAUGGACACCUUCUAUGAUCGCAUCGGCAAUGUUGACGACCGCCACCAAGCACGACAACUAUGGAGACCUGAUAAUGGCCGAAGGUUCGGAUAUCAGCAGCCUUAGUCCCGCGACUCCUUUCGAUAUCGGCUCUGGUCUUCUCAAUCCAACAUCUGCCCUUAAUCCUGGCCUUGUCUUCCCUUCAGAUCAUGAAGACGACAUCAGCUUCCUGUGCUCUUUACCUAAAAUGGACCCGUUGAUGGUGAAAGCAGCCACCGGAGAAUCUUGCACUCGCUCGCUCACCUACCCAUCUGAUUUGAACCUUCCCUCUGUGACAAUAUCCGCACUUACUGGAGUUCGAACAGUGCGCAGGAGGGUGAAGAAUGUGAGCGCCAGGCAGCUGACGUUUACGGUCUCGAUGCGACCACCGAAUGGAACGGCAAUAAGCGUGAACCCACCUUGGUUCACAAUAGAUCCCCAAGGAGUUCAAGACCUCGAUAUGGAAAUUAGCGUUACACAAGCAUCGAAUGAGCUUAGCGGGUUCCGCCACGGCGAAGUUGUCCUGACAGGACCCGAGGAUCCAAGCAGCCAGAUCCAGUUGGUGGUGCCCAUUACUUUUUCAGUAAGAGUUCAGCCAGACGGCUGAUUUCGUGUCGAGUAGAGCAUGAUCCGAAAGAUGUAAAGUCAGAUAAAUGCACACUAAACGUGAGUAUAAAUAAACGAGAACUUUCAGUAGGCGAUUUGAACCGAACAACGCUUAUUUUUUGCCAGGAGACCGGGCAUGAAGAUGUACAGCGAUGCAAUACUUGGGCUAUAAGCAAAGUGGCAAUACUGAACUUUUAGCUUUGUACCGUCCUAAAUGUGAAGUGAUAAUACAGGUUCAUAAUUA